This is a messenger RNA of Arabidopsis thaliana (thale cress), 897 nucleotides long. It is a transcript of the gene RKD2, whose product is annotated as RWP-RK domain-containing protein. Gene Ontology annotation, cellular component: nucleus. Gene Ontology annotation, molecular function: DNA-binding transcription factor activity. The coding region runs from base 1 to 897 and encodes 298 amino acids. NCBI's taxonomy places the organism in Eukaryota, Viridiplantae, Streptophyta, Magnoliopsida, Brassicales, Brassicaceae. The record is from RefSeq and is marked reviewed. The transcript is spliced from 4 exons.
AUGGCUGAUCACACAACCAAAGAACAGAAGUCAUUCUCAUUCCUAGCUCAUUCUCCAUCCUUUGAUCACAGCUCCUUAAGUUAUCCUUUAUUCGACUGGGAAGAAGAUCUUCUUGCUCUCCAAGAAAACUCUGGCUCUCAAGCAUUUCCUUUUACUACAACUUCUCUGCCUUUACCUGAUCUUGAACCCUUGUCUGAAGAUGUACUCAAUUCAUACAGCUCUGCGUCAUGGAACGAAACAGAGCAAAACAGAGGAGAUGGCGCUUCAUCGGAGAAGAAGAGGGAAAAUGGAACAGUGAAAGAGACAACUAAGAAGAGGAAAAUCAAUGAGAGACACAGAGAACAUAGCGUGAGAAUCAUCAGCGAUAUUACUACCUACACAACUAGUUCAGCUCCAACGACAUUGUCAAAGGAAACUGUCUCUCGCUACUUCUACAUGCCCAUAACUCAGGCUGCAAUAGCACUUAACGUUGGUUUAACUCUACUAAAAAGGAGAUGUCGCGAAUUGGGUAUUCGCCGAUGGCCUCAUCGUAAACUUAUGAGCUUAAACACUUUGAUCAGUAACGUCAAGGAGCUGCAGAAGAUGGAAGGCGAAGAGAAUGCAGAAAAACUGCAGGACGCGUUGGAGAUGCUUGAGAAGGAGAAGAGGACAAUUGAGGAUUUGCCGGAUUUGGAGUUUAAGGACAAGACAAAGAGGCUAAGACAAGCUUGUUUCAAGGCUAACCACAAGAGGAAGAAGAAGAGAAGUCUCAAGUCCGAUCAGUCUCAAGUACCCUCGUGUUCAAGCAGCGGAUCAGUUCCUAGUGAUGAGUCGGUUGAUGAAGCAGGAAUGGAGAGUGAUGAAGAAAUGAAGUAUCUCUUGUGUGGUUUCUCAAGUGAAUUUACUAGUGGUUUGUGA